Molecule: messenger RNA, 612 nt
Organism: Lacerta agilis (Sand lizard)
Lineage: Eukaryota; Metazoa; Chordata; Lepidosauria; Squamata; Lacertidae
Product: B-cell antigen receptor complex-associated protein beta chain-like
Exons: 4
Coding region: 1-597 (198 amino acids)
Biological process (GO): B cell differentiation; B cell receptor signaling pathway
Cellular component (GO): external side of plasma membrane; B cell receptor complex
Source: RefSeq, a predicted model, not a curated record
AUGACAGACCGCAAUGACCCAGUGGUGGAGCUUCGUGCACGUGCUGUAGUUUCUGAGACGCCGACGCGUAUACGCUUCAUCGCUGCCCGGUGGGGCAGCCAGGUGUCCUUCAGGUGCAUUUCCAGCUCUCCAGCAAAUUGGUACAAAGAGACAGAGAAGGGCAAGCAUCAGGAGAUGGUGAACACUUCCAGAGUCCAGGUGUUGAGGAACGAAUCGAUGGUCCUGAUGCACAUCCGAAAAAUCCAGCUCACCGACAAUGGCAUCUACUUCUGUGAGAACAACAAGACACAAAAUAGUCGGCAGCAGUGCUGCGGCACUGAAUUGCGAGUCAUGGGUAUCAGCACAUUUCAGCAAGUGCAGAGUCGAAACACCCUGAAAGAUGCCAUCAUCGUGAUCCAGUCCCUUCUUAUUGUCCUGUUUGUGAGUGUCCCUGUGUUUCUAACUAUGGGGAAGGGUGAUGGCAAGGAUGCACCGGCUGAGGACCACACUUACGAGGGGUUGAUGGUUGAACUAGCUGAUACAUAUGAAGACAUUUGUACUUACCAGGACAGAGUAACGGACAAGUGGAAUCUGGGAGAGAGUCCAGGCGAGGAGUGAAAAGUUUUGCAGCAU